CCCGAGCCAAAAUGACAGCUCUCUCCUCUUGUCUCUGUGGGAAGUCGACACAGCUGGUUGAUUUCUGGACACUUCAAAAUGGAAAGGAAUACAACAUUAUUCAGAUAUUUGCAUGGAAUGUAAUGACUAUAUAUAUAGUUUCUGAAAUAUUAAUGUUUUUGUUGUAGUAUCCGGUUAAUGUCUUCACGUAAUUUGAGUUGACAGUGUCUGUUUAUAGGUAGCUUGUUUGGUUUUUGUCUAUAAGCUAUCAGCAAGCUAACUGUUAGCUACACGUUAGCGUUUACGAGAAGGCCAGACUUGUCUUUAUUUUCUGUCAUAAUUCACAUGAACUAGUUAGCUACCCCUUUUACACAGGGAAUAAAUUAGCUAUACAUACCGUCGUGUUUGCUCUGUUUUUUUGUUGUUUAUUUUCAAACUCUUGAUUCUCUUAAGAGAUCGCAUUUAUUUUUUUUGGGACAGUAAGGACGCAAGUCACGUUUUUGUUUUGUUUUACUGUUUACUACUCUUAGUUUCCUACCUUUUGGCUCUCGGACACUUUGUUGAUCUUUAUUUUAUAUAUUUUGAAAUAUCUGGUCAAAUUGCUUUUUCCCCCCACCAUGUUUCUGAUAGGCGGUGUGUUGCUUUGGGCCAGUUUCUACGGUACAAAACUCUGAAAAAACAAACCAACAAAACAAGUGAUUUCAGUCCAUUAGACAACUCACAAUCAGCAUGUUUUUUUGUUGUUCUUCCCCUUCCGACGCGUUAGAUAUUAACAUUUAGUUCCAUUUAAAAACUCAGCGACUUUCAUUGAACACUUGCUCUGUCAUUUUUGGGACAGCUUGUUGUAAUUGAGUUCCCUCUACAUGUGAUCAGUUUAGUGUCUGGGUCCCUUUUCGUUUCCACCAUGUCUUGUGUACAUUAUAAAUUCUCAUCUAAACUCAACUACGACACGGUCACUUUCGAUGGCCUGAACAUCACUCUGGCCGACCUGAAAAGACAGAUUAUGGGUCGAGAGAGACUCAAAGCUGUCGACUGCGGCCUACAAAUCACCAACGCACAAACUAAAGAAGAAUACAAAGACGACGAGGCCCUGAUAUCCAAGAACUCCUCUGUCAUCAUCAGAAGAAUACCCAUCGGAGGAGUCAAGGCUUCAAGCAAGAUGUAUAACAUUGAGCGUUUUUCAGAACCGAAUCACUUCCCCGUUCAGAACCUCCCGGUCGGAUCCUCCAGAGGAGAUCGUUCUUCAGAACACAGUCACUUUUCCAUCGGAUCCUCUAAAGGGAUUGAUGAUCAUGCUUCAUCUAUAUCACUGGCCCAACUUUCAAAGACGGCGAACCUGGCAGAGGCCAACGCAUCGGAGGACGACAAGAUCAGAGCCAUGAUGUCACAGUCCAAUCACGACUACGACCCCAUACAUUAUGUGAAGAAGUUGACGGGUCCCCCUCCAGCCAACUACACCUGUUAUCGCUGUGGCAAGAACGGACAUCACAUCAGGAACUGUCCUACUAACGGGAAGGAUAAAGGGUUUGAGCCGCCCCAGAGGAUCAAGAAGAGUACCGGCAUCCCCCGUUCCUUCAUGAAGGAAGUGGACGACCCGUCUAUAAAGGGAGCCAUGUUGACCAACACCGGCCACUACGCCAUCCCUACGAUAGACGCUGAGGCCUACGCUUUAGGUAAGAAGGAGAGGCCUCCGUUCGUCCCCAGGGACCAGUCCAGUUCCGAGGAGGACGAGGAUCCAGUCCCUGAUGAGCUCCUCUGUCUCCUCUGCAAAGACCUGAUGACUGACGCUGUGGUCAUUCCCUGCUGUGGCAACUCCUACUGCGACGACUGUAUCCGUACGUCUCUGCUGGAGUCAGAGGAACAUGUGUGUCCCACCUGCAGCCAAUCGAAUGUCUCCCCUGACGCGCUCAUAGCCAAUAAGUUCCUGCGCCAGGCGGUAAAUAACUUUAAGAAUGAGACCGGUUACACCAAACGCAUGAUGACGAGAGUAGCCCAGCCCCCCGUCGUCCCCACCCCUCCUCUUCAGCCUCAGUCCCGCCCUCAGUGCCCGCUCCAGCCUAUCAGGAGCCAGCAGGACCCACUUAUGCCCCGCCCUCCAGCCUUAGACACGCCACCAUUGGCUCAGCAGCAGGUUGGCCCGCCCCUCAGAGUCGGGAACCAUAAUAACUCCUCCCACAUGGCUGCUGGCUCCUCCUAUAACUCAACGGGCCCCUCCCCCCAGCACCCAACCAAUCACAACAACACGCUUAUGCUAAAAGAGCCAGAGAGUGGAGGAGUUCAGUCUGUGGUGGUCUCAGCCGACCCCCCUCUAGCCACUGCCCCCAUGACCAAGGAAUACCAUCCAGUGAUGAGCCAACCCCAGUCUGAAGGACACUCCCUGCAGAGGACAGGUCCUCCUCCCAGACUUUCUGAAGGACCAGCCCAUUGGGACAGGUACAGCCCCUCCGGUCGUGGCAGGAACCAUAGCGACCGCGCCCCUCCCUCCCAGCCUCCGCCCACCAACGUGCCACCCCUUCUCUACAACCCCCUCCAUUUUCUCCUCCCCUCUACCCCAUCCCCCAGGUGUCAUACUCCCCCACUACCCCCUCCCCACUUCCCCCGGGCAACAGCCCCCUCCAGCUACUCCCUGCCCCCUCCUGGCUACCCCCUACCCCAGGAGUCACCAACCCCCCUGGGCGCCCCCAACACCCAGCCCCCCCUCGCCGGGAAGCCAAUCCCCUCCUCUUCCUUCCUGUCCAAGGAUGAGUUCUACAGACAACAGAAGAGGCUGAAGGAUAACUCCGACUGUCGCUACGGUAACCGGGAAGAGUCCAAGCUGGAUGAGUUCACCAACGACUUUGCCAAGGAGCUGCUGGAGUACAGAAAGAUCCAGAAGGAGAGACGACGCUCUUAUUCCAGGUCUAGGUCGUCCUACAGUAGCUCAUCCUACUCCAAAUCCCGUUCCCGUUCUCGUUCGUACUCCCGUUCCUCCAGUCGUUCCAGAUCCCGUUCCAGAUCCAGAUCCCGUUCCAGGUCUUACUCCCGCUCUUCUCCGUACUCCCGCCGCCACGGACGACCUCGCGGCUACCGCUCCCGUUCCCGUGGCUACCGCCGAUCACGCUCGCCGCCGCCUUUCAGGGACGGUGGAGGGGCGGGACGGGGGAGAGGACGGGGACGAGGUUACCGGUCGCGCUCUAGAUCACCUGGCCAUGGGGGGUACCGGACCCACACUCCUCCACCCCCAAGCUCCCGGAAGCCUGCCGCUGCUGGAGCGCCACCGGAGGGUGAGAGGAAGUACCCGGGCCGGACCCGGGAGAGGGAUCGGGAGCCGGCGGUGUUCGACCGAGGUCCAGAGCACAAAGACCCGUACGAGAGGGAGAGGUACCGGGAGUGGGAGAAGGAGUACAGGGAAUGGUAUGAGAAAUACUACAAAAACUACAACUCCCACAACCCUCCUCCCAAUAACCCCCCUCCCUACAGGGGCCGACCCCCCCUUGGUUUCGCCCCCGCCCCUGUGGCACCCCCAGCCGGACGAGACAGAGACCCCUACAACCCUCCUCCACCCUCGGACUUCUACCCCUCCCCCCGACCCCGCCCGGACCGUGGAUCCUCCCCCUUCAGUCGAGGGAGGAGGCGAGGUGAGGGCUAUCCUCCUCCUCCCUCACACCCCUCCCCCAGGGGCAGGAACCAGCCAAUGACUUAUCAGGAGAAGUGUGCUGAGCAGUUUGGAACUCUGCCGCUGUCCCGGUCAGCCAAUCAGGAUCAUCAGACGCCACUGAAGGUCGCAAAGGGUGAGAGAGAUCCGUCGUCGAGCGCCGCCUCUCCCGCGGUCACUGUGACCUCCGACCUGAAAGAGCAGAAGCACAGGAAGAGGAAGAAGAGGAGGACUGAGCAGGGGAGAGGGGGAGGGGAGUCCUUCAGUGCUUCUGACUCUACGGACGACGCUCGGAAAGAGGAGAAGAAGAAGAAGAGAACCGGGAGUACUCCCGUUGGUUCGUCAAGCCAUGACGACUCCACCCCAGUACGGGACGAGCCAAUAGACAGCGACGCCUCAGACUCAGUCCCGGACAAAGCUGAUAGGUGGACCAGGGACAGUAAGGAGGAGGAAGUGAGGAGAAACAGUGACAGGGUCUAUAAACGUGGACCGGACUCCAGCGUAGCGAGGAAAGACUCAUCGUCCAAGAGCUGGAAGACCGUUAGAGAGACAGACCUGGACCAGACCGGUACAGACCGGGACAAGACCGGUACAGACCGGGACCAGACCGGUACAGCCGGUUUAGCCUACCGGAAGACGUCUCUAACAGAACCGUCAGCCAAACGGGUCAAAGAUGAAUCUAUUCCUCUCCAACCAGACUCUUGCACCUCCCCCCAGAGAGAGAUGGAACUGCAACACCCUGCGCCCCUAGCAUCAGCUCCCAAACGACCUCCUCCUAAACCCCACGCAGACCAGCUUGACACAGUUAGAAUCAACCCAGACCUAUUCAAACCGGUUAGAACCGACCCAAACCAGUUUAAACCUGUCAGAACCGACCCAGACCAGUUUAAACCUGUCAGAACCGACCCAAACCAGUUUAAACCUGUCAGAACCGACCCAGACCAGUUUAAACCUGUCAGAACCGACCCAAACCAGUUUAAUCCGGUUAGAACCGGCCCGGAUCAGUUUAGAACAGACCUGGACCAUUCCAGACCAGCCAAGGAGGAGCAGAGAGGGAAGAGAGAUCCAGGGUUUCGGCAGGACAGGGGCUCAGGGAGAGAGGACAAGCCCAGGAGAGAGGCUGACAUCAGGAUGGGUAGAGAACAGGAGAGAGACCCUGACAAAGCUCCAGACACCAAGUCUGAGAAGAGGAGGAUGAGGAAGGAGGAGGAGGAGAAGAAGAGGAAGACGAGAAAGGAGGAGAGGACUAUGUCUGAUAAGGAGAUGGAGGUGCCCCGAAUCAAAUCUCCCGGAGUGGAGCUCACCGAGACUGUAAAACUCUGCAACCUCAAACGUGACGUAGAGGAGGAGAGGGCUUCCGUACGGCCUCUGAUGGAGAGUGGGAUGAAAGCUCCAGACACCAAGUCUGAGAAGAGGAGGAGGAGGGAGGAGGAAGAGGAGGAGGAGAAGGCUUCCGUAAGGCCUCUGAUGGAGAGUGGGAUGAAAGGAGGAGAACCUCAGAGGAAGAUUAAGACCAACAGAGAAGAAGGGAGGAGGGCCGGCAAGCUUGCGGGCGUGGCCGGAACAGAGGCAGCCAAUCAGAGCAGCUAUAUAAAGGGAAGCGUGGAGAGGAGCAAAGCCAAGAGGAACCGUAAGGUCCUAGCGUCCGACGGACCGGGAACCACCGUGGACUACACCAGUCCUCCAGGGGGCAGUAGUCCUGUGUGUGGCGAUGGAUCAGAGGGCAGAGCAGAGCAGAGGAAGACUGUCGUUAAAACACUGGAGGAGUACACCAAUGACAGCUCAGCACCUGCUGACGGUCACAUAGUCCUCAUACAGGUCCCUCGCUCCAAGUGGGAGAAGGAGGACUAUGAAUCAGAGGAAGAGGAAGGAGGAGGGGUCAGGCGGCCUGAGCGAGAGAGAGAGAGAGAGAGGACUGGGGAGAGAGGGAUCGACCACAUCAGUGAGAAGAGCUCCUCUCAGCGGCCUGAGCGAGAGAGGAGAGAGAGGACUGGGGAGAGAGGGAUCGACCACAUCAGUGAGAAGAGCUCCUCUCAGCAGCCGGAGCGAGAGAGGAGAGAGAGGACUGGGGAGAGAGGGAUCGACCACAUCAGUGAGAAGAGCUCCUCUCAGCGGCCGGAGAGGAGAGAGAGAGAAGGAGAGAGGACUGGGGACAGAGGGAUCGACCACAGCAGCGAAAAGAGCUCCUCUUCCUCCUCACACUCUUACUCACGAGAUCGUAAACCUUUUUCUUCUUCCAGGGACCACAAAGCGACCUCUGACCCCAGAGCCAGGGAGCACAGAGACCACAAACAUAAAGACCACAACGACCAGAACUCCUCCACCAACUCUGACCGUAGACCACUAGACGACCAGGAGACCAGAGAACACAGAGACCGCCUCGACCCCAAACACAAAGACCACCGAGAGCUAGGCAGUGCCUCUCCCGUCUCCAAGAGAGCCCCACACCCAUCGGACCCCUCGUCCUCCAGCACCCAGAGAUCUCAGGGAAGCUCUGAGCCCACCGGACCUAGCGAAAGCAGCCCUGGCAGGGACACGGCGCAGGACAGAUACCCCUCUCCUCAGGUCUCCAUCUCCGUGGAGAACCAGUCCGGGAGAGGGAAGGCUGAGGGAGAAGAGCCCAGAGUAGAGCGCUCCUCAGCGGGGAGACAGAGCCAGCAGGCCAGCCUAGGAAACCUAGAGAAGGAGAUGAGUGGUGGAAAGCCCCACCAACACCCAGCCUCACUCAUACAGCCCCCCCAACACCCAGCCUCACUCAUACAGCCCCCCAGGACUGACAACAGGGCUGGGGUGCCCCGAGCUGUCAGAGAGAGAGAGAGAAAGAAAGAGAGAGAGUGGCAGAUGCAACAGAUGAGGGAGAAGAUGGAGAAGGAGAGAGAGAGAGGGGUGGAUAGGGAGAAGGAGAGCGAUAGGGAGAAGGAGAGAGAGAGAGGGGUGGAUAGGGAGAAGGAGAGAGAGAGAGGGGUGGAUAGGGAGAAGGAGAGAGAGAGAGGGGUGGAUAGGGAGAAGGAGAGAGAGAGAGGGGUCGAUAGGGAGAAGGAGAGAGAGAGAGGGGUGGAUAGGGCAAAGGAGAGAGGGAGGGAGAACCCUAAAGUCAGACCUCCUCCCUCGGUCCCUUCCUCCAGACCCCCUCCCUCGGUCCCUUCUUCCAGAUCUCCUCCCUCGGUCCCUUCUUCCAGACCUCCUCCCUCGGUCCCUUCUUCCAGAUCUCCUCCCUUGGUCCCUUCUUCCAGAUCUCCUCCCUCGGUCCCUUCCUCCAGACCCCCUCCCUCGGUCCCUUCUUCCAGAUCCCCUCCUGACCUGGUCAGAGAGACAGAUGAGGCCUUCGAACCUGACUACAGCGAGGGAGAGAUCUCAGAGGGGGAGGAGGGAGAGAGAGCGGUGGAGGGAGAGAGAGCGCUGGAGGGAGAGAGAGCGCUGGAGGGAGAGAGAGCGCUGGAGGGAGAGAGAGCGCUGGAGGGAGAGAGAGCGCUGGAGGGAGAGAGAGCGCUGGAGGGAGAGAGAGCGCUGGAGGGAGAGGGCAGCGGCAGAAGUCGUAGCAGCAGCGCCAGCUCUGUCGGUAGCCUGGGCAACAAGAAAGACAAGAAGAAGAAAGAUAGAAAAGAGAAGAAGAAACAGAAGAAGAAGAAGAAGAAGAAGGAUAGAAAGCAGAAGAGACAGGGGAGCCUGGACGCUGAGGAGGGAGAGAUCACGGGACUGAAACACAAACACAAGAAGAAGAACAAGGAGAAAGAGGACAAUGAGAGAGAAGAAGAAGAGGAGGAGGAGGAGAGAAGAGGAGAAGACCAAAUGGCUAGCGUAGCUUUAUGAGACGUUUUCGUUGUGAAGCGUUUUUCGACAUGUUUCAGCCCAAGGCUCGUGGCCCCUAAACCCUUAUUCCCUAACUAGUGCACGACUUAAGGACAAGCCUAGUGUACUAAGAAGGGAAUUCGGGUGCCAUUUUGUCGGAGGAAAAAGAGACUUGGUUUUUCUUCCCUCCUGUCAAUGAACUGUAAGGUCCUCAGAGAGGAUAUAUCACACAGCCUGUAUUCCAAACACCUAUUCCCUAUAUAGGGCCCAACUAUAGACCAGAUCCCUAUUCCCUACUAUAGAC
Molecule: messenger RNA, 7706 nt
Organism: Oncorhynchus nerka (sockeye salmon)
Lineage: Eukaryota; Metazoa; Chordata; Actinopteri; Salmoniformes; Salmonidae
Product: E3 ubiquitin-protein ligase RBBP6-like
Exons: 20
Coding region: 884-7423 (2179 amino acids)
Biological process (GO): ubiquitin-dependent protein catabolic process; protein ubiquitination
Cellular component (GO): nucleus
Molecular function (GO): ubiquitin protein ligase activity; zinc ion binding; nucleic acid binding
Source: RefSeq, a predicted model, not a curated record